Dichotomopilus funicola is the source of this 1128-nucleotide messenger RNA. RefSeq names its product glycoside hydrolase. Bases 1 to 1128 code for a protein of 375 amino acids. Lineage: Eukaryota; Fungi; Ascomycota; Sordariomycetes; Sordariales; Chaetomiaceae. The record is from RefSeq and is a predicted model, not a curated record. Gene Ontology annotation, molecular function: hydrolase activity, hydrolyzing O-glycosyl compounds. The transcript has a single exon. Gene Ontology annotation, biological process: carbohydrate metabolic process.
AUGGAUCUCGCUCGCUCUUUAACGUUCGCCCUCACGUCGGCCUCCAUGGUCGCCGUGGCCCGAGGCGAGUUUGCCUUAACGACGGACUCCAACUGCCAUUGCUACCAGACCAACGCGACCCAGUCGAACUACUUUUCACACCACCGCUUCUUUGACUUCCGGUCACUUCAGGACCACAUCAACGUUCCAAACCCCAUCGACAACUGGGAUGAUAGCGCUGGCGCACCGCCCACGAGCGACUACUUCACCAACUCCCAGUUCGCCGAUGUCUGGUCGAUACAGAACUGGAGCAACUCGGAGUUGAUAGACCUGGACAACAGCACCAUCACCGACGCCACGCUCCAGAUGGUCAACUCGCCCAAUAACAUCUACAUCGAGCGGGACGAGCAGCAACCUGACAAUACGCACCUCACGCUCCGCACGAUCCGGCACCAUGAUUUCCAGUCCGCAGCUGAAUUCGAGUCGGUUAGCGAAAAGUACCACUUCCUCUCGAUGCGCAUGGAAGCGCGCACCCAGGGGCCCCCUGGAGCCGUGACCGCCAUGUUCACAUACCGCGCCCCACCAAACCCAGAAGACACGGAUCUCGUGCAAGAAGCCGAUCUCGAAUUUCUAACGCGCGAUCCACCCCACUACGUCUCCUUCACUAACCAGCCAGCCUGGAACAGCACCAGCGACAUCCCCGGCGCCUCGCACAACGUGACCUUCCCCGGGCCCGGCCGCCGCUGGUCCGACUGGGCCGAGUACCGCAUGGACUGGACACCCGGGAGCAGCACGUGGUUUGUCGACGGCGAACUGGCCAGCCACAUCACCUUCCAGGCACCGCGUGAUCCGUCGCAGGUGAUCUUCAACGCGUGGAGUGACGGCGGCAGCUGGUCGGGCCGCAUGCCCAAGGGCUCGACGGCGUAUCUCCAGAUUCGGUGGAUUGAGAUGGUGUACAACAACACUGACUCGCAUGGACAGCACAGUAAGCAGGAGAAACAGAGCACCUGCGAGAAUGUGUGCAGUAUUGAUGAGACUUCCAAGAUUGGUACGCCCGUUUUGGUGUCGGCGGGUUAUCGCCAGGCAGUCCAGACCGCGCUUCUCUGGUCGCCUGUGUUGGUCGCAAGUCUUAUGUCGUUGGUGGUGUAA